AACAUGCGCCUUGCGUGUGACUCGGUUCCAAGCGCGCUUGGUUUCCACGGUUCCCGGUUGAGUCAUCUGACUCGGUUCUGUACGUUAUAUGCGGAUAGCCAGUACCAUCAGUGGUCUCUUUCAAGGUCUCUUUCGAGAUCUCUUUUGUUUGAAUUGAUCUGCUUUGGAAGGUAUUCACACCCAGGACGCAGUCGGAGAGUGGCCACAUGACCGUCAAGCAGUACACCGUUGGUGUGUUAUCCUUGCAAGGAGCGUUCAAGGAGCAUAUCGACCUCUUCAAGCUUGCGACUGAGAGCCAGCAUGAGAAGUUCCACUUCUUGGAGGUCAAGACUCCACAGCAGCUGUUGCGAUGCGACGCUCUUGUCAUUCCAGGAGGUGAGAGCACCUCCAUGUCGCUGAUCGCAGAGAGAACGAAGAUGAUACAGCCACUGGUGGAUUUCAUCCACUCUGGGAAGCCUCUUUGGGGUACAUGUGCUGGUUUGAUCUUCCUGUCUAGAGAGAUUGUCAAUGGGCGUCCGAAUCAAAAGGCCCUUGGAGCCAUUGAUAUCCAGGUCAAGCGAAACGCCUUUGGAAGACAGCUGGACUCGUUUGAGUCGAUGCUGGACUUCAGUGGGUUCAUCGAAGCCGUCGAUCAGUUCCCGGCCAUCUUCAUCAGAGCACCGGUCAUUUCCAAGGUCUUGCCCACGGAAUAUAACGAGGAGUACAUCACAAUGAAGCUGGUGGACGACCAAUCCCCAAUCAUCAGGAGCGAGAACGAGUCUGUGAACAAGUCAAAAGUGGAACUGCUGUACACGUUGGACAAUGGCCUGGUUGUUGCGGCUAGACAGGGAAACGUCCUGGUAACGUCGUUCCAUCCGGAGCUAAGUGACGAUUGUAGAUUCCACAGAUGGUUCAUCCAAGAGUUUGUUGCCAGUACAUAGAUCUUCAAUGUCUACAUCACAGGUAC
Molecule: messenger RNA, 946 nt
Organism: Williopsis jadinii
Lineage: Eukaryota; Fungi; Ascomycota; Saccharomycetes; Phaffomycetales; Wickerhamomycetaceae
Product: pyridoxal 5'-phosphate synthase subunit PdxT
Exons: 1
Coding region: 207-920 (237 amino acids)
Biological process (GO): pyridoxal 5'-phosphate biosynthetic process; pyridoxine metabolic process
Cellular component (GO): glutaminase complex; cytosol
Molecular function (GO): glutaminase activity
Source: RefSeq, a predicted model, not a curated record